Molecule: messenger RNA, 3781 nt
Organism: Coregonus clupeaformis (lake whitefish)
Lineage: Eukaryota; Metazoa; Chordata; Actinopteri; Salmoniformes; Salmonidae
Product: nuclear receptor subfamily 1 group D member 2
Exons: 8
Coding region: 557-2446 (629 amino acids)
Biological process (GO): negative regulation of transcription by RNA polymerase II; cell differentiation; positive regulation of transcription by RNA polymerase II
Molecular function (GO): RNA polymerase II cis-regulatory region sequence-specific DNA binding; nuclear receptor activity; zinc ion binding
Source: RefSeq, a predicted model, not a curated record
GUGGCAUAGCAGCUUGAGUCGAGAGCUCUACUCGGAACAGUCAUCCAGCGAAUCUCUCUGACAGAGGAUAACUUUCUACGCUUUGCUAUCGUUUCCUUGAAGAAAAUACAUAUUUUUACGCUCUAGCUAUAUAUAGGCUUAGGGCUUGCAGAAAAGAGACAUCCGACGGACAGCUUUUUGGAGCGCUCUACGAAAAUAAAAAGAUACGGAAUUCCCAACGUUCGAUUCAUUCUGAAGCGACAAAAUUGGCUACAAUCUAUGGUUUGAUUCGGGGCGUUUUUUAAACAAAACUGAUACAUUUUAGUUUAUGUGAAUUGUUUGGACAGGUGGUGAUCGUAAAAUAUCACGGUGCGAAAUCAGUCUGAUUGGCAACAGUUGCUGUUGAGCUAUAGAUGUCAUCUGUGAAACUAGUAGGCCUACGUGCGUUUGCUGACAACUUUCUGAAUGCUUCAAUUCAUUGAUCAGUAGUAUCAACCAGCGACCUAAAGAGUUGCUGAAAACAAGCUAACACGUCAUCAGACUUCAGGUUGCAAGAAGGGGAUUUAAUUCAGAGGACAUGGGAUCUACAAAAUCAGGGGGUGUAAUAGCGUACAUCAGCUCCUCCAGCCCCGAGUCAUGUCAUAGUGACUCAAAUGACUGCAACUACAACUCCUCCCACAGCUGUCGCCAGGGCAAUGUGGUGAACACGUCCCUAACCAUGGCAGGUCUCACCCUCCCGCUGGCCCACACUAUUGCGAAGCCAGGACGCUCGGCCUCCACUGUAAAAUGCGACAUUACUAAAAUCAAUGGCUUGGUGCUGCUGUGUAAGGUGUGUGGAGACAUUGCAUCUGGAUUCCACUAUGGGGUCCAUGCCUGUGAGGGCUGCAAGGGUUUCUUCCGUCGGAGCAUCCAGCAGAACAUCCAGUAUAAGAAGUGCCUGAAGAACGAGAGCUGUGCCAUCAUGAGGAUCAACAGGAACCGCUGCCAGCAGUGUCGCUUCAAGAAGUGUCUGCUGGUCGGCAUGUCCAAGGAUUCUGUGCGUUUUGGUCGCAUCCCAAAGCGUGAGAAGCAGCGCAUGCUACUAGAGAUGCAGAGUGCCAUGAACAACAUGAUGAAUAACAGCCAGCUACACGGCAACACACCCCUCCCCCUGGCAAAUCAGCUUCAGGCGCCAGCCUGCCCCAUGGAGCCCCGCCCCCAAUAUGUUGACUCUGGCCUAGGCGCCGCCUCUUCCUCCUCCACCUCUCCCGCCGCUUCCCCCGGGUCCAACCAAUCUGAGGAGACCAGCUCUGACCGCGAGCCUGUGGUCGCCAUGAAUACAAAUCCCAGCCCUAACUCAGUGUCUCCGUCGAGUGCUUCAGACUGCGUGUCAGAGGAUGUGAUUGGCUCGGUGACCCGGGCCCACCAGGAGACCUUUAUGUACAACCAGGAGCAAGGUAGCCCCUCCCCCCAGUCCCAGGCCGACACCCAGCUGACCUCCCCAGGGGCGGAGCAACAUGUCAGUGACACUGGAAAGAGGAUGGAGGAGAGGAACCAGAACCAGCAGGAGGCCUGGAACCAGCAGAACCAGCAGAACCAGAACCAAAAUGACCUGGCCCCUCUCACAGCCACUCAGGCUCAGGAGAGGCCCACCAACACUGGGCCUCAGGGCCCUGACAGCUACCAUCGCCAUGAGGACCACACCACCACCCCCAGCCAGAACCACUGCCCCUACAGCAGAGACAGACUGCCCACCAGCUCCCCUAGUGGCCACUGCCCAGCCUACGCCCACAAUGGCCUGAGAGGAGGCAACAACAGCACUAGCCAGGCCACCUCCAACUCCCAUGGAGGAUUCAGUGGACCAAUGUGGAGCGGGGGCAACAGGAUGCAUCUGCUGUGUCCCAUGAACACGUCUCCCCAUGUGAACCCCCAUAAGUCAGGCCAUGGGAUCUGGGAGGAGUUCAGCCACAGUUUCACCCCGGCCGUCAGGGAGGUGGUGGAGUUUGCCAAGCGGAUCCCAGGCUUCAGAGACCUCUCCCAACAUGACCAGGUCAACCUGCUCAAGGCUGGUACCUUUGAGGUGUUAGUGGUGCGCUUUGCGUCCCUGUUUGACGUGAAAGACCGCACAGUGACGUUCCUGGGUGGUAACAAGUACAGUGUGGAGACGUUACGAGCCAUGGGCGCCGGCGACUUCCUGACCUCCAUGAUGGACUUCAGCGACAAGCUGAUGGGGCUCGGCCUCAGUGAGGAGGAGAUGAGCCUGUUCACCGCUGUCGUCCUCAUCUCUGCCGAUCGCUCAGGGAUUGAGAACGUGAACUCUGUGGAGGCUCUUCAGGAGACUCUGAUCCGGCACCUGAGGGGCCUCAUCACUAAGAACCACCCCAACGAGUCAGCCAUAUUCACCAAGCUGCUCCUCAGACUGCCCGACCUCCACUCCCUCAAUAACAUGCACUCUGAGAAGCUGCUGGCCUUCAAGGUCCAUCCCUAGACCAGAACCAAGGUCUGAACCUGGGGUGUAUUCAUUAGGCACCAAAUGGAAGAACAUUUACUGAAAUGGGGAGGUACCACCUGACCUUGUCCAAUAAGAAAUGCUUGUUUAUUUCCCCCCAUUGCAAAACCUUUUGCUAAGUUGUGCCCUAAUGUAUAUGACCAUGGACACUGGGCCUGAAGCCUGUGGCUGUGGACCACAAAGCCCAUUUCUCCAUACACCUCGACCAGCUACCCCAAUGAACUAUGAACCCUGACCUCCAAGAGAACCCUCUUAUUCUGCUACUUACUUCACAUUAUCUUUUUCCUUCUCGAACUAGUGGGCAAAUGUGUCACGGUUAAAGGGGAGGGAGGGGAAAGGCUUAAGUCUUAAAAGUUAUCGUACUGUGCCCUUGUGACCCAAUGAAAAACAAUUGUUCACAAAAAAAGUUAGCGUACUGUAAGCCUAAAAGGCCUUUAUUGGUGUAGUAAUAACGUUCACAGACACAAGCAGAAGAUGGAUGUGUAAUGUUUCUUUGUCUUGUUUCUGUGUGUGCGCGUGUUGUGUAGGACAUGUUUGUUGCUGUACAACCCUUAGAGAAUAACCUUUUAUAAACAUUGUGUGGAUGUGUAUUUUUGCAUCGUUUGUGCAAUAUGAUAUGUGACUGAUUAUUUAGACUUUUCGUUUAGCUCGUCUACAGCAGGGCUCCCCAACCCUGUUCCUGGAGAGCUACCCUCCUGUAAGUUUUCGCUCCAACCCUAAUCUAGCACACUUGAUUCUAACAAUUAGCUGGUUGAUAAGCUGAACCAGGUUAGGUACAACUGGGAUUGGAGUUAGAACCUACAGGAAGCUAGCUCUCCAGGAACAGGGUUCGAGAGCCCCGCUCUACACCUUGGGUGUAUGUUUGUGGUUAGGCAGACUAAUCUAGAAGGAUGUUGUGCUUAUUGCCUAAAAAGAGAGUGUGAUUCCAAAGGUGGGUUAGGGCUAUUUAAUUCAACUCCAACCCCUCUAGUUUAAAGUAAACUGACAAUGAAUGACUACAGAGAAAUGUUAAGUCUCCUCUCUACACUGUGUUGAGUGACAAGUGGAAUGUGGUAAAAGCAUAGAUAGACCUAUGUAAUCAGGGUAAACGCUGCUACGUCACGUCUGUCUCGUGGCCCUAGCUAGUCACGCGAGGAAGAGCUUUGAUUGAACGUCUUUAUUUGUUGAGAGGAAGCUCUUAUUUCAAGCUUACAGUUUGUGUUGAUGGUGCAGCAGUUGUAUGUCUGUAUAUCACAGGCGGUUGGUGGCACCUUAAUUGGGGAGGAUGGGCUUGUGGUAAAGGCUGGAAUGGUAUCAAACACAUGGUUUCCAUGC